AUGGCAAUCUAUUCAUCAAUUCCGCCACCCUCACAACAGGCUUCUGGCUUAGCAGGUCCGGAUAUUGAGGCUUGGACUGUGUCUGCUUUAGAAUCACUCAAUGUUUCUCCUACUGCUCGUGGUACUGGUGUUAUAUUUUCCAUUCCUCUCGAGAUAGAUGAACCUCUUGGAGAUGUGGCACCAUCGAGACCUGCCGCCUCCAAACCUCGCAAGGAGCUUCUAAAACGCGAUAGUCAGAAACACAGAGAAACAUUAUUGAGGGGGAAGGAGGGUAGUCGCAGACGUCAGAGAUGGGAGAAUGAUCACUUUCUACAUGUUCCAAAUGCCCAACCUCCACUCCCAAGUGAUUGGGAAGUCCGCCCGACUUACCCAGUUCAUCAUGUACCGUACUACUUGGCCCCUUUGUGGGAUGCAGGUAUUCGUCAUCGAGCCGAAGAAAUCGCCGCCGAAAAGCAGUUGAAUAAUGCCAAAAGGGCUGGUAUACAUGAGGAGAAAGGUCGUGUUCCACAGGAUUUAAGACAGAAACUUAAGAAGAGCAAGGGUGCUAAAAGUCUUCUGCAAGACUUGGAGGAGGAAGUGAGAAAUUUCGUGCAAGAAUUUGAGGGCAAGCAAAAGAUCUUGGGACAAAUGAAAGAAGACGAAAUGGAUAGUGAAGAUGAGGAGAUCGUGUUCAUUGGAAGGAAUGGCACGAUGAGUGAUGAGCAACGGAACUUGGUCGAGGAAGAGCUACAAAGAGAGAAACUAGUUUUCGAUUCUUUGGCUGAUGAUUCUGGGGCAAGCUUCGGGCGCUGGCUCGUCCAUUCCAUUGCAUCCUACUAUGGUCUUACUUCUCGCUCUGUCACAGUUGGUGCUCGUCGUGAGGCCUACGUCGGUAUAAAGGAGAUGACUACUAGUGGCGAGAUCACUCUCGCAAAUCCGGCCACUGAUUUGCCAAUACAAGGACGUUUACUGGCCAUUCCCGCCUCUUUCGUUGCGGGACAGAGAAGGACUUUGGCAACUGUUCAAAAUGGUAACGCAGACAAUCGAGGACCUAUGAAAGAAUACAAUGCGCGCGUUGCUUCGGGACAACUAAGGGACGAUGAGCACCAAAGAGGCAUUAUACAAAGUCUUCAACACCUUCACGAUGAAUUACGAUAUUACCAUGCGCCUGCCAUUGUCCACCCCACCCUCGAAUCUCUGAAACCCCCACCAACCUCUAUUUUUGGACGUAUAUUUGGAAAUAAACCCAAAGAAUCGGCGGUGAAGGACAUUUCGGAAGAUCUUCCGCGAGGUCUGUAUCUGUAUGGAGAUGUGGGGAGUGGAAAGACUAUGUUGAUGGACAUGUUUUAUGAGACACUACCAAGUAGUGUGGCAUCGAAAACAAGGAUUCAUUUCCAUAAUUUUAUGCAGGAUGUUCAUAGGAGGUUACAUCAGAUGAAGAUGGAGUAUGGGAAUGAUAUCGACGCCGUACCUUUUGUAGCAGCAGAUAUUGCGGCGAAAGGGAAUGUUUUAUGUUUUGAUGAGUUUCAAUGUACGGAUGUGGCUGAUGCUAUGAUCCUCAGAAGGCUCCUAGAAUCUUUAAUGUCUCAUGGAGUCGUCCUUAUCACAACCUCCAAUCGUCACCCGGAUGACCUCUACCGUAAUGGUAUUCAACGAGAAUCCUUCAUCCCCUGCAUCAACCUCCUCAAGUCCCGUCUCCACGUGAUAAACCUCGACAGUCCUACCGACUACCGAAAGAUUCCCCGCCCUCCUUCCGGCGUCUACCAUUCGCCCCUAGAUGCCCAUGCGCCUACCCAUGCCGAAAAAUGGUUCCGGUUCCUUGGCGACCCUGACCAAUCUAUCCCUCAUUCAGAAACCCAACGUGUCUGGGGUCGCGAAAUUCACGUUCCGAAAGUCAGUGGUAAAGCUGCCAUGUUUUCAUUCGAUGAAUUGAUUGGGAGACCUACUAGUGCAGCCGAUUACAUUGAAUUAAUGAAAAGCUACGACGCAUUUAUCGUUACCAAUGUCCCCGGGAUGACACAUCAACAGCGUGAUCUCGCCCGCCGUUUCAUCACAUUCAUUGAUGCCGUCUAUGAAUCUCGCGCUAAACUGGUCCUCACAACCGCAGUUCCAUUAACGCAACUCUUUCUUUCAAAAGCUGAAAUUGAAGAUAGUAUGAAGAAAGAUGUAGAGGAUAAGAAAGGACAGAAAGAAGCUGGGAAUGAGAAAGAAGAACUUAAUGAUGCGAUGAGAAUGAUGAUGGAUGAUUUGGGCCUAAAUAUGAAUAUGCUGAAAAGUAGUACCAUUUUCAGUGGAGAAGAAGAGAGAUUUGCGUUUGCGAGAGCGCUGAGUCGACUGAGUGAGAUGGGGAGUCAACAGUGGGUAGAAAAGGGGAUGGGGUUAGAGAAAGAUGGGGGGAAAAGCGAGAAAGAGGGGUGGCAGAAGGUUAGAAGUAAGAGGAUGGAGGAUAUUAUGUAG
Messenger RNA from Sclerotinia borealis F-4128, 2436 nucleotides. Lineage: Eukaryota; Fungi; Ascomycota; Leotiomycetes; Helotiales; Sclerotiniaceae. The record is from the annotation of a GenBank genome assembly.